Aspergillus glaucus CBS 516.65 is the source of this 529-nucleotide messenger RNA. RefSeq lists its product as uncharacterized. Lineage: Eukaryota; Fungi; Ascomycota; Eurotiomycetes; Eurotiales; Aspergillaceae. The transcript has a single exon. The record is from RefSeq and is a predicted model, not a curated record. The coding region runs from base 138 to 416 and encodes 92 amino acids.
CUCUCAACACUAUCUUCAAAUGACUUUCUUUCUGUUUGCUUUCUGGUGUUCUGAAACCUCAACUCGUCGAGUGGAGGGACUGGCAACCCUGGCUCGAAACAUAGUUUGCACACACAGAAGCGACGAUUAAACCGGGGAUGUGCGACAAAUUCCUCCCAUCGUUUCUGUUUAGAGAUACCCACCCUCCUCCGUCUAAUACUUUUCUCUUGAGUCUACAUUUACAACCCAUUUUGUCUUGGGUUCCUGUCAUCCAUUUCCUGCUUUUGAUGUGCGGCGUACAUGUCUUGAAUCUGCAUUGUAUUAGUUCGACUCCUCUAUUCAUCGGUGCAGUUCGCAGUGUAUGGCGUCUUAAUUCUGGGUUACUGCCUGAUCGAUUGGACUGUCAUUUGCCGGCUACGUGUGAUCCAUUGAAGUAAUUGGAGCAACAUCUUGCUAAUAUCAUCAUAGUGUCUGGUUACUUUCCAACUAAUUCAGUUACUUUUUAUAAGUGUAUCACACAUCAAGUCAGCUCCGCGAUGGCCACACGCCU